AUGGCCUCCGCUCAAAUCAGCAAUGUUUUCGGUGACGGAGAAGUUCAAACCGAGGUGCGAGGAAAGAAGCACACUAGUUCGAAUAAAAAUGCAUCUGACAUCUUCAACAUGAACCAAGAAAAUCAACAAGAAUCGGGUCACAAAACGGGCAAAAAAGUAUCCGAGCGAUCGCACCGUGACAACGACAUCUUUGGAACCCGAGAACGAGCAGAAGCAACCGUAAGACUUCAAAUUCUUUAUUGA
Molecule: messenger RNA, 243 nt
Organism: Oikopleura dioica
Lineage: Eukaryota; Metazoa; Chordata; Appendicularia; Copelata; Oikopleuridae
Source: the annotation of a GenBank genome assembly